ACUAUCGUGUGUAGAAUGCCAAAUACUAUGGCUACCAAAAAGAGCUAUAAACAAGAGAAUCAUAGGUUGGUGUAUGUAUCGGUAUGCGUGUGCCUGUGUACACUGAGAACCCAUCACACACACAACUCAUUGUGUUAGUCCCUCUCUCGUUCUCGUUCUCGUUCUCUUUUGCGUUGUACUGUGUUUCUGUGCACAGCUAUCUAUUGUGUACACAUUCCUCGUGUGCAUUGGUACGUUGACGGUUUUAACCGUCGCUGGCAAGUGUAUUGGAGGAGACUCUUUCCUUCUAUUCUAUCAACACAUACACACGGAUAGAACCGCAUUUGAAUGUGUGUUGGCGUGGAUUCAAUGUGUGAAACAAUCAAUGAUUGUGUUAUUAUUUACGCGCAAGUCGAAUUCAGGUGAAAUGCACGAACUUCACGCCAGUUGCGGUUUUUUUGGCGCUGAUUUAAAAUUUUGAAUGAAAACGAACAGCGUUUUCCAUUGGAUUGCGAUAGAGUUAUUGUAAAAAUAUGAGGGUAAAUGUAUUGAAAUGUAAAAUAUUGCAUAAAAAUAUGUAAUUUACGAUUAAAAAUUGAGAUUCAAGAAACUAAUUUCAAACUAGACAAACAGUCGUCAAUGUGACUCAAUCAAUCAGUAAUCUUACAAUCGCUUGAAGAAUUUAUUGUUAGUCACAAGUCGAUUUUAGAGCUGAUUCGAAUAUUUUGAUUUAAAAUUAUAAAUAGAUAUUUAAUUGGCAUAAAUGAUUUUUAGAAUUAAAAUAUAGAAUGUAGACGCAAAUACGAGAGAUUCACUUCCAGCUAAUUCUCGCCCAUUUCAAAACGAGCUGAUGUGGCUUCAAUUAAAUCUCAUUAAGAUUUGUUUACGCUUGCGUAAAAAAAUGCUUUCAAUUCAAGAUUCAUCUUUCUUAUUCCGUCAUUAAUCCGUAGAUUGGCUCGAUUGUGCAUAAAACACAAUACGAAUCUGUUUUAUUCAGUCAUUCGUUUGUGCACCUCAAUUGAGUUCGGAGACACCAAUUCACAGAUAAUCUCAUCAAAACCACAUACAAUUAUACGGUUUCUUCAAACGUUCGUGCCUGUAUAUCACAUGUUUCAAUUUGUGCCGAAAAAAGUGUGUGGACAAUUGUAUAUAAAUCACUCAGAGAGCGACUGCCAUGAAGAACGGAAUCACAGUACUGUGCUAGCACUUGAAUCAAAUAAUUAAAUUUGUUGCAAGGCAGCAAGAGUUCUGUUGAAUUUUAUCCGAUUUUUUUUCCUAUUUUAAACUUGAACGUUAUUUCAUUAUUUAUUUUGCCGUUGUGAAAUAGAUGGAAUUUCCUUUGGAAUUUUUCAAAAAGUGAAUUGAAUUUUAGUCUGAAUUAGAAAAUAUAUUAUCAGUCAAAAGGCAAGCAAAAUGUUGAAAUCAAAGAAAUUGUUGACAAAUCAAAGUUUUGCCGUGAUCGAAGAUAAAAACACCAAAUUGUAUCCGAAUUGUGAUGUGUCCGUUUGGUUGAGAUCUUGUGAAAAAGAGAUUUUAAAACCAAUUCACGGAAAAGUUCGUGGUGAAAUACCAAAAUGGCUCAAGGGCAGUCUGCUAAGAAAUGGACCAGGUGGUUUGAACAUCGGUAAUAUGCAGUAUCACCAUUUGUUUGAUAGCGCAGCAUUACUUCACAAGUUCGAUAUCAGCGAUGGAAAAGUAACUUAUCAGUGUCGUUUCAUUAAAACCGAUUCGUACAAGAAAAACUUGGCGGCUAAUCGAAUUGUGGUUACAAGCUUUGGGACGAAAACCGUUCCGGAUCCAUGCCAAACCAUUUUUCAACGGAUAUCAAGCGUCUUCACAGAAGAUCCGAUAAAUGAUAAUAGCAACAUUUCGAUUUAUCCAUUUGGUGAUGAGUUUUAUUGUUUCACCGAGUGCCCUAUAAUUCAUCGAAUCGACAUUAAUUCCCUCGAUACGGUUGGAAGCCGUGAUGUGAAACAGUAUAUCGGAGUCGUUAAUCAUACGUCGCAUCCACACAUCACGAGCGAUGGCACUGCAUUCAAUUUGGGAUUGUCAGUAAAAAAUGGUCGAUCGCUAUACAAUAUUAUUAAAUUUCCGUAUGGAACGCAAAUGUUUGAGAAUGCAUCAAUUGUCGCUGAAAUACCAGCUCGUUGGCAAAUGAAUCCGUCGUACAUGCACUCAUUUGCAACAACUGAGAAUUAUUUCAUUAUCAUUGAGCAACCGUUGAGUAUAUCGAUGGUUGAGUCAUUGAAGGCAAAAUAUUUGAGGCGACCUUUGGCUUCGAUAUUCAAAUGGUUCCAAAAUGAAUGCACUUUUUUCCAUGUGAUUUGUCGUCGCACCGGCCAGCGUAAAUUCACUUUCAAGGCAGCGCCAUUCUUUUAUUUGCAUACCAUCAAUGCACAUGAACGUGGCGACUACAUCCUCGUCGAUAUCUGUUGUUAUCGAGAUCCGUCGGUUUUGGACUGCAUGUACGUGGAAGCAAUGGAAAAUAUGCACAGUAUUAAAGAUUAUUCAAAAAUGUUCCGAAGUCGACCAUUGCGUUUUGUGUUGCCUGUUGGCAAACAGCAUCAACGCGAACCACCGACGCCUUCACUUUGGAAUAGUUUGAAGAAAAUCGCAUCUAAAUUCUCCUCAUCGAGUAUUGAACAUUAUUUGAAAAAGAAUCAAAGCACCGGCUGCAUCAUCGAUUCACCCAAAACUGAUUCGAAAUUUUGGCUGAUUUUUGAAACAAAUUAUAACGCUGAGAAUUUGGUGGAAAUGAAGAAAAGUUCAUGCAGAGCUUAUCAUUUGGAAGACUCAUCUAUCUAUUGUGUGCCGGAAAAAUUGGGCAAUUUGGGAUGUGAAACACCUCGCAUAAAUGACGUAAAAUCAGCUGGGAAAAACUAUCGCUUUUUCUACGCCAUCAGCUCAGAUGUAGACGCUAAUAUUCCUGGAACUCUCAUCAAAGUUGAUGCAGACAAUAAAACGAUGCUCACAUGGAAUGAAAAGAACUUAUAUCCAAGUGAACCGAUUUUUGUACCAACACCAAACGCCAAGAACGAAGACGACGGCGUCAUUUUGGCUGCUAUCAUCUGGGGGAAUGGCGACGUAAACAGAGUUGGCAUAUUGGUGUUGUGUGCGAAAACUAUGAAAGAGCUUGGGCGAUGUGAGUUCAAAACGCCCGGACCGACACCUAAGUGCCUUCAUGGAUGGUUUGCUCCGAAAUAAAGUCAAAAAACUGCUCUUGCAUAAAAUGUUAUAAAGAGUUUAAAAUCCUUUUUUCUUCUAAUUUUCACGCUUGAUUUCGUUUAUAGUGCAAGUUAUAUUCUCUGAAAAGAUCAAUUUUGUACAUUAAAAUAAAUAUAUUUGUUCGCCAAAUA
Molecule: messenger RNA, 3335 nt
Organism: Sitodiplosis mosellana (orange wheat blossom midge)
Lineage: Eukaryota; Metazoa; Arthropoda; Insecta; Diptera; Cecidomyiidae
Gene: ninaB
Product: carotenoid isomerooxygenase
Exons: 6
Coding region: 1393-3183 (596 amino acids)
Biological process (GO): retinal metabolic process; carotene catabolic process
Molecular function (GO): carotenoid dioxygenase activity; beta-carotene 15,15'-dioxygenase activity
Source: RefSeq, a predicted model, not a curated record